CCGCUGCCGGGGCUUCUUCGCUGGGGAGAAGCGAGUGUGUGCGGGGCGGGGGGAGCCCCGCACGGGCAGGUCCGCAGCGCCGCCGCCCGCCAUGAGCCGCUCCCGGAGCUUCGCCUCCCCGCGUAGACAAAUAAAAACAUAAAGGGGGCAGGGCGCGGGAGCCCGCGGCAUUCCCGGCGCGGGGAACACGCGUGUGUGCGGGGGGCCCCCCGCCGCACCGCAGCGUGCGGGCGCUGAGCGCGAUGCGCCCCGGGCUGAGCUCUGCGGAAUAGCGCGGCCGCCGCUCGCCGUCCGCGGGCUGGACGGACCCGACCGCUGGCAAUUCCCUAUUGAUGUCCAUGAAUGCAAACACCAUGAUUUUCAUGAUCCUGGGCGCCUCUAUCGUUAUGAGUUGACCAGAUGCCUUGGUUAUGGGCUCUUACAGGCAAUAGCUUGCUUGAUGGACAUGAAUGCGUUGUUGGACAGAUUUCACAAUUACAUCUUACCGCAUCUGAGAGGGGAAGACCGAGUUUGUCACUGCAACUGUGGAAGGCAUCAUGUCCAUUAUGUUAUCCCAUACGACGGGGAUCAGUCAGUGGUGGACUCCUCGGAGAAUUACUUUGUGACUGACAAUGUAACCAAGCAAGAGAUUGAUCUGAUGCUGGGACUUUUGCUGGGCUUUUGUAUAAGCUGGUUUCUGGUGUGGAUGGAUGGGGUUCUCCAUUACGCAGUGCGAGCCUGGAGAACCAGCCGACGGUAUGACAAUUCCUGGUCUUGGAUUCCCAAAUUUUGUAACUUAAAGGAGUUCAGGAAACGUCACCACAGGCAGUACGAGGAGGCCACCGGGAACAUGGUGCACAUCAAACAGAAGCUGUACCACAACGGGCACCCCAGCCCACGGCACCUCUGAGGAACGCCUUCCCCUCCAGAGACUGCAGCGAGCUUUUGAAGAGGACUUUGCUCUUUUGGCAGGGGAACCAGCUACAGGUUUGCUCCUCUGUGGAAGCCAGCUGAGAACACGGUUCUACUCAUCCACCCCGUGUGUCCCCGGGGCACACCAGGAUGCACAACUAAGCCGGUCCUGGAUGCUACGCAGCCAAGACAUUGCACUGUGUUCCACGUUUUAUUGUCAGACUUGUGUACAUAUGUAAAAAGCAAACAGACACAAAAGAGAAAAGAGAUUUGCAUUAUACUGUCAGCCCCCUUUUCCUGCCAGUCACGGCUGUCCUGCACAUCCAGCUACCCGACAAGGAAUGUUGGCUGAGGGUAUGGAGCUGGGACAACAUGGAGAAGAUGCAGAGUUUCUCAUCCAGGAGCUUGAGUCCCCCUGUUCCUUUGGUCCUUCAGCUUGGUUUUGCUCUGCUCUGUUCCUUCCCUUGACUAGAAUGGCUUGGCUGGGCCCAGGUUUGGAAGGGGACUGCUGCCCGCUGGUUGUGGAGGCACAGCAUCCCUGUUGCUUUGGUUCCUGGUAUGGGGCGUUGUUGGGGGGGGAAGGAAGUCCUGGGAGUGUAUAACUGAUCUGUUGUUUGCAUUGCUGUACACUGAAACCUGCCUUAAGCAAGCCAAGACAUCUCAGUACCAGGGGAACAGCACUGUAAGGGAUCGGUCUGUCUAAUGGGGCUGGUGCUGCCUGGUUUCCACCACUUUUAUACUGGUGGCACCUGGCUGAUGCCACUGCUGUUGUUCUUCACCAGUGCUGCAGAGGAGAUGCUCCUGAUGGGGGGGAGAAGUGUAUUGAGUUGAACAAUGUUGGAUCUGACUCACACCCUGACCAUACCCCUCUGCUCCAUAAACCACCACCCACCCCUUGCCUGGAGGAAAGGAGCUGCUCUCCCCUCUGCUUCGAGGGUGAGCCCGAGGCCCGGGUUCGUACCACCCUAGGAAUGAGGAUAGAGAGGGUCCUGUUACCAGUCUUCACUCUUCCUGCACAUGAACAGCCACCUUCUUCUUGUGUUCCUGCUCCAAGCUGAAAUAACCUCAGCACCAGGGUGGGCUUGGCUUGAGGAACACAGAGAGAUGUGGGCCUGGAGCUAAACUCAUCCACAGAGCCCGUAAUGGGUGGAAUCAAAGAGCGAGGAUGCUCUAACGUGGUUUUGCCUUUGCUUCCCCUGGUCACAGCUUAGGUGUGGGUUUCAAGGUAGCUCUCCAGUGUCUGAAACCAACCUCAACAGCCGGAGACCUCCUUCACUUGCAGUAAGAGUUGGCUGAAUGUGUUGCUAAAGCCCAUGUGCACCAAGACAACGGGGUGGUAUCUGAUUCCUGUAGCAGUCCUGUUCUGCUGGGGGACAGAAGCAAUGCCCCAGCCUGCAUUGCUUUGGCACAGGCUGGGCAGCAGGCAGCAGUAUCCCUGCUAACUGAAGUGGGAAGAGAGGGAUUUCAUGGAGAGGAAUAAGGGAGGGAGAUGCUAGCCCCAAAUAUUGAAGGUGGUAGCCCUGCAUCCCAAUCAUUUCUCCUUCAUUCAUCAUUCUGUAUUGAGUGGGCUUGUGUUUAAAUGGGGAAAACAUCCAGAACAAAGGGAUGAGGAAUACUACCAGAUGCUGCUGUUUUCUUCUAUGGAUUCCUUGAAUCUGUCAGUGGCCUCCUAUUGUUUGAUUGCUCUCCUGCUCUAGCAACUGGCCUUAGCUGAGCUAUCAUUAAAUACGAGAUUUCCAAGGUUAAGUCUGAUCCAUACUGGAACUGCAGAAGAACAGGAGGCUCUGGAAUAGCGGGAAGAACAUCUGGUGUGAUAUUCCCAUUGUUCAGAACAGAUUGGAUUUAACCUGCUGUGCCUGCAGCUAUUACCCUCUCUCUUGGUUGCACGUAGUCAGAAAAUCAACCAAAACACCCUCUCGGUGCAAUUGGGUUUACUGGGAGUAAUUCCCUCGUCCUGCAGUCAAAGGAACCAGAGAUACCCUCAUAGGGCAAGGUUGUCCCAGCACUAAACCAAUGGGAUUAAUCCUGGGGAACUGAACAGGGCUUUGAGUCUCAUCCUGGAUAAAUAAGGGGAAAGUUGCUUCCUGUGCAGUAAGGUCAGGUCCUAUUCCUGACCCGAAGGAUCUGGUGCAUCUUCUGUGCAGGAAGGAUGUCAAG
This is a messenger RNA of Neopsephotus bourkii (Bourke's parrot), 3048 nucleotides long. RefSeq names its product transmembrane protein 240 (gene TMEM240). The transcript is spliced from 5 exons. NCBI's taxonomy places the organism in Eukaryota, Metazoa, Chordata, Aves, Psittaciformes, Psittacidae. The coding region runs from base 440 to 889 and encodes 149 amino acids. The record is from RefSeq and is a predicted model, not a curated record.